Macrosiphum euphorbiae (potato aphid) is the source of this 327-nucleotide messenger RNA. Lineage: Eukaryota; Metazoa; Arthropoda; Insecta; Hemiptera; Aphididae. The record is from the annotation of a GenBank genome assembly.
AUGUUAACUGCUACAAAAGAAACUAAACAGACAUGUAUGACAUCAAACUCUUUUAAUAAUAAAAGUGUUCUGAAAUCUGAAUCAAGUGAUCAUUCAGUAAUUAAUCAAACUCCAGAUGUACGAAUUACACGCUUAAAAACAAUGAAGCUUCAAACAGAAGAAAGAAAACAAAUGGAUCAAGUAUUUUUUGAUAAAUUCCCCAACACCACAUUUAAAAUGUUUGCUAUUAAAUUAUAUGAUAUUAACGAAGAAGUAAAAUUUCUCCGAACACUUGGAUUGAUAUGUCGUUUUAAAUGUCCCUUUACUAGUAAAGUAAAAAAAAAAUAA